Coffea eugenioides is the source of this 856-nucleotide messenger RNA. RefSeq lists its product as uncharacterized. The record is from RefSeq and is a predicted model, not a curated record. NCBI's taxonomy places the organism in Eukaryota, Viridiplantae, Streptophyta, Magnoliopsida, Gentianales, Rubiaceae. The transcript is spliced from 5 exons. Bases 90 to 644 code for a protein of 184 amino acids. Gene Ontology annotation, molecular function: protein dimerization activity.
UACAUUUUACAAUUGCUAAAGUUUUUUCCUGUUCGGUUGUUACAAAUCAAUCUCAAACCUCAAAAGGAAAAGAGCUACUAUUGUUCAUUAUGGAUCCUUCAUAUGCAAAAGGAGCAUCCAAAAUGCUAAAGGAUAGGAAACGCCAGCGGGAAGAGAAACAGUAUAAUCGGCAGCUCAGAGCUUUGUCAAACCUGCUACCAGGCUCAAAAGCUGAGUUGGAUGAGGUAUUAGUUGUUGAGAAUGCAACUAAGUACAUAAAGCACCUUGAAGAACGUGUGGAUAGUCUGGAAAGACGGUUGGAUAGUACUAUUGGCGAAGAAGAUGAGCAAUCAUCAGUUGUAUUAUCUGAGGAUACAAAGUCAGACAGCGAUUCUGAUUCCUCUCUACCUCAAAUUCUUGUGUAUAUUUCUCUAAGAGAUGUGAUCAUCUCCAUUCAAUGCAAAAACCACAAGAAUAUCAUCUGGGAGACGAUUUCAGAAGUUGAAAAGCAGCAGCUCUCAGUAAUCAGUUUCAAUACGAUGAGUUUUGGUCGUGCUGAGUUGGUUAUAAAUAUUCUUGCUAAGAUUAAGGAAGGAGCCUUGAUCAAUGCAAAUGAUCUUCGCAAUGAUAUGCGCUUGGUGAUAUUAAAGCAAAUGGAAGAUUAAUAAGUCUAUUUCCACCUGCAAUGUGUGUUUUUAGAGGACAAAGAAACUAAACGAAAAAUAGGGUCUGGCUUCUCCGAGAUGGCCAUGUUAGAUAUUCCAUGGUCAAGUGAAUACUAAUAAAUAAGUUCCUUGCCUUGACUGAAGUAGUACUAGGUGUUUUUCUUUUCUUUUUUUUCCUUUUUGGUUUCUGAUUUUUCUUUUUUUUUUUGUAA